Bactrocera dorsalis (oriental fruit fly) is the source of this 2598-nucleotide messenger RNA. RefSeq lists its product as uncharacterized. The record is from RefSeq and is a predicted model, not a curated record. The coding region runs from base 1 to 2598 and encodes 865 amino acids. The transcript has a single exon. Gene Ontology annotation, molecular function: zinc ion binding; nucleic acid binding. NCBI's taxonomy places the organism in Eukaryota, Metazoa, Arthropoda, Insecta, Diptera, Tephritidae.
AUGUCGUUUUUAAAAAGAAAAAGUGAAGCCAUUUUACGCAAGUUAAAUUCAACACCACUUGGCAUGGAAGAACUUAAUUCCAUGGAUCAUGCAGAGCUGUCAGUCAGAUCAGAACAGCUCGAUCGUAUUCAACAUCAAUUCGAAUUAACGCAGUCACAAUUGGAGGAAGAGGACCCUGAUGAGCUUGAAACUACCACUCGCGAUGAAUUCGCGGCAACUUUCAUCAGAGUUAAGGCAGCGUUUACGAGGGAGUUAAACAAGUUGGAUCCUCAAGUAAUGUCAUCUACGAGACAUCAACCUUUACAGGAGCAACCAUCGGUCAUUGUGAUGAAACAACCAAAGUCUCGUCUGCCGCAGUUGCAGCUACCGUCAUUUGGAGGAGCGUAUACAGAUUGGCCGAACUUUUUUGGCAUGUUUCAAACAAUAGUACACGAUGAUACAGAAUUGUCAAACUUGGAAAAAUUCCAGCAUCUUCGUUCAUGCCUAAAGGGAGCAGCACUGGAUACUAUCCAAUCACUUGAAAUGCGUGACGAAAACUACACAAUUGCUAUGAAAUUACUUAGUCAAAGAUUUAGUAAUCGACGUUUGAUUUUUCAGGCACACAUUCAAGAGCUAUUCGGAUUACAGAGGGUGAGCACUGACAAGAAAUCAGGAGAGUUGCGUUCGCUGGUGGACAAAUUAGUAUCGCAUGUUCGAGCCUUGCAUUCGUUGGGUACGUUCGAACAAAUAGCUGAUUGUUUGCUUCAGUAUAUCGCUGCACAGAAAUUGGAUCCCGAAACACACGCAUUAUGGGAAGAAAAGGUUCCAGUUGACGAGUUGCUCACGUGGACGGACAUGACUACGUUCUUGCAGAGGAGAUGUCAAACAUUAGAAAAUGUGACUCAUGCUAUGGUAACAAAAACACCUAGCACACAGGUGAGCAAUACAAAGUAUCGUAAAAAUGCAUUUGUUGUUUCUAAGACUUCCACCAAAAGUUGUUCGAUUUGUCAAAAACAUGACCAUAUUGUAUACACGUGCCCACUAUUCGCAAGUUUGAGUCCAAGUGACAGGUGGAAGGAAGCCAAAAGAGCACAUCUGUGCAUAAAUUGUCUCAAACCAGGACAUCAGGUGCAGCAAUGUAAAUCUUCUACAUGUCGUUGUUGCUCAAUGAAGCAUCAUACCCUGCUGCAUUUUACUCAAGUCCACCAAGCCGUAACUGGUAUUUUAGAAACCACACCUGGUCCAUCACAGCCAGCUGUCCUCGUCACAAGGACAUCAAAAAGUCGCUCACCUUCACCUCUGUCACGCUCUUGUUCAACUGAAUGUGUGCUUCUUGCAACUGCUAUUGUUUUCGUUCGCAACAGUGUCGGAUCGCUAAUACCAUGUCGUGCAAUCCUCGAUUCUGCUUCACAACUCAACUUUAUAACGACGAGAUUAGCAAAUCAAUUACAAAUUAAAAAAUCAAAAUCGUCUUUAGCAGUUUCUGGUAUCGGAGAUUCGGAAUUUAUUGUUAAUUCUAGCGUCAACAUUUCAAUUCACUCUGUACAUAACAGCUUCAGUGUCAAUUUAGAAUCUGCGGUAACUCCAACAAUCACCGAUUAUCAGCCAAACUAUCCACUCGAAGUCAGUGAUUGGGAUAUUCCAGCGAAUAUCAACUUAGCUGAUCCUGAGUUUCAGAAGCCCCAACGUGUGGAUCUUCUCAUAGGUGCAAGCAUAUUUUUUGAUUUGCUUUGCAUUGGUCAAAUUCGUUUGAAAAAUAAUUAUAUUCUACAAAAAACUCGUUUUGGAUGGAUCGUAUCGGGUGGCCAAAGCACAUCGCCAAAGCUAUCAUCGCUUACAACAACCGUAACAACAUCGCUUGAGUGUGACGCAGGUCAUCCAUCUACCAAUGAACUGGUGCGUUCAUUUUGGGAAAUAGACAACAGCUUUGAGCCAAUUAGUAAGGCAACAAGAGAGGAACUCGAUUGUGAAGAUCACUUUAAGGCAAACUACAGUCGUUUGCUGACAGGCGAAUAUUCGGUUCGCUUACCUCUAAAGCCCAGUAUUAGCCUUCUUGGUGAUUCCUACGAGCAAGCGUUACGACGGUUUCUAACUCUUGAGAGGCGUCUCGAACGUAAUAAGGAAGUAAAAUUACAAUACAUAUCCUUUAUGAAGGAAUAUCUCGAACUUAAACACAUGUCUCCAGUAUCGAAGCCAAUACCAUCGCUACCCACAUAUUUUAUUCCACAUCAUUGCGUGUUCAAAAACGAUAGCACAACAACAAAACUUAGAGUCGUAUUCGACGGCUCAGCACAGACUACAACUGGUUAUUCAUUGAACAAUGCGCUGAUGGCAGGUCCAACCAUUCAGCCAAAGUUAGCCGACACUCUUCUUCGUUUUCGAGCAAAUCCGGUCGCCCUAACCGGAGACAUUUGCAAAAUGUAUCGGUGCAUUCGAGUCACCACACCUGAUAAUUACUUGCAAUGCAUACUUUGGAGGGACGAUCCAAAAGAUGACAUAAAAAUAUUUAAACUCGAUACGGUUACUUAUGGGACAAAGUCUGCACCAUUUUUGGCUAUUCGCACCAUGCAUCAACUUGCUGUCGAUGAAGCAGUUUUAUACCCAUUGGUUCCAAAAUAA